Notolabrus celidotus (New Zealand spotty) is the source of this 3929-nucleotide messenger RNA. RefSeq names its product JAZF zinc finger 1a (gene jazf1a). The transcript is spliced from 5 exons. Gene Ontology annotation, cellular component: nucleus. Bases 283 to 1014 code for a protein of 243 amino acids. NCBI's taxonomy places the organism in Eukaryota, Metazoa, Chordata, Actinopteri, Labriformes, Labridae. The record is from RefSeq and is a predicted model, not a curated record.
ACAGUCAGUGCCCCGGGGACACAGAUACCAACAGGUAGGCAGGUCGUGACGUAGGCUGCCACCAACCAGCCCUCCGCCUCCCCCCAUCCCCACCCCCACCAUCCCGCCUGCCUCCCAGCUGCGUCCGCCGCUGUCCUGUCUGGUCACCCGGUGUCUGCUCCGCCGCUCCGCGCUCUGCGGCGCUCCCUCCCCGAACCCGACGACUCUGCCUCCUUGUUCACCGCCCCGGUUCCCGGUCCUCCCCCCUCCCCUCCACCCGGUGAAUGCACCAGCGCCGAAACCAUGACGGGCAUCGCCGCCGCUUCUUUCUUCUCCAAUUCCUGCAGGUUCGGGGGCUGCGGUCUCCAGUUCGAGUCUCUCGCCGAGCUCAUCGUCCACAUCGAGGACAAUCACAUCGACACAGAUCCGCGGGUCCUGGAGAAGCAGGAGCAACAGCAGCCCACCUAUCUGGCCUUGAGCUACAUCAACAGGUUUAUGACCGAUGCGGCACGCCGGGAGCAGGAGACCAUGAAGAAGAAGGCCACGCCCAAACUGUCGCUGUCCAUCACCGGUGGAGUGUCCAGGAACAGCACAGCCACGCCCCCUCGCCACACCAGUGGUAACCUGACGCCCCCCGUCACACCCCCCAUCACCCCCUCCUCCUCUUUCCGCAGCAGCACACCCACAGGCAGUGAGUAUGAUGAAGAGGAGGUAGACUACGAGGAGUCGGACAGCGAUGAGUCCUGGACCACAGAAAGCGCCAUCAGCUCCGAGUCCAUUCUCAGCUCCAUGUGUAUGAACGGGGGCGAGGAGAAGCCGUUCGCGUGCCCCGUCCCUGGUUGUAAGAAGAGGUACAAGAAUGUCAACGGUAUCAAGUAUCAUGCCAAGAACGGCCACCGCACGCAGAUCCGCGUGAGGAAACCCUUCAAGUGUCGCUGUGGCAAGAGCUACAAGACCUCACAGGGCCUGAGACACCACACCAUCAACUUCCACCCACCUGUCUCCACCGAGAUCCUGCGCAAGAUCCAAGGCUAGAGCCUGAGGUCUGACCAAUCAACUACCCCGAUCACACAGCCCUGUCCUGACUGUCCUUACCUGACCUUUUAUACCCACCACACACACUAAAGGAUCAAGUGCAUGCUUUAAGUUGUUUUACCUUUGUUUGUUUUCUUAUGUUUUUUUUGUUAUAUUAUUUUUCUAUCCAUGUUAUAUCACUUGUAUUUUUGGUAAAAGAAAUGUAUCUUUGUAGUAUUUUUAAUGUUGUACAUUUGCACAUUCGUAUAUAUGCUAUCACGUUAUCUUUUUUCCUAUUGUUUGACUCACAUAAGGUGCUAACUGUAAAAAACAAGAAAGAAAAGACAAAAAACAAACCACGAAAGAGACAGAGGGAAACUUCAAAGAUGAUGUGAAAAGGAAGUGCAACCAAGCUCCGCCCCUUUUUCUGCUCUUACAAGGGUGGGAUGAAGUUGACACUAGAACUGAUCUGAGGUCAGUAGUCAGACACUCACUCUCAUUCAGUUUGCUGAUCUUAGAUCUGCCUUUGCAGUCCCUUCUGGGGGGCCAAGGUGCAAAAGUUAAGUUAUACUUUAAAUAGAUAUAUGGAAAUAUAAACAAUAGAUAUGUAUGUGUACAUAAAAAUAUAUAAAAGUAUUCAUGAGCAUAUACAUAAAUAGUUACACUUUAUUUUCAAGCUUUAUUUUAUAUAUUUUGUCAGUGUUUUAGAUUAGAUGUUCUUUUCAUGUGGAUCAGUAAGUGUUCCUUUCAUUCCAUAUUUGCUGAGACGGCCACCUCAGAGGUUCGAGUCUUACUGUUGGCCGCGUUUGGGAGACUAGGAGCCAAAACGCCUUUUGGUUUGAUGCACUCUGAACCAUGUGAGAUGUUUUAACUGUUCAUCAUGAAGGGACGCUUAUAGUCAAAAGUAUUAGAUGGAGGCCCAGGCCAGUAAUCCAUAUCCGAAACAUUUCAACUGGCAAAGAAAGCCGACCUUGUAUUCCAUAUCUCCAGUGUUUCCUCAUUCAGUGCCAGAGCUGUGUUCAAGAGACUUCAGCAUCAUACUGUUUUCCAGUUGCCAAGUUUUUUGUUGGUGUUUUUCCAUGAUUGUUGCCAACAGCUCUCCACUGCCAAACAUUGACCAUACCAUGUGCCUGACGAGGGGUGGGGGGUGGGGUGGGUAGGGAGUUGUAGUGGUUAGGGAGUUGCGGUGGUUUUCACCCUGGAGGUUGCCAAAAGCGUGGCAGCGACUUUUCUUCUUCAUGCGCCUCCAAAAUGUUUGAAUGAGUGGAUGUACAUUGAUAGAAUGUUUUUCAUGCAUGCUUUCUGUGUCGUAUAGAGAGAAACAAUGUGUGAUUCAAAAGAGGGUGGGUUUAUAUUUAAAAGAGAUUACAUCUACAACCUGUCAUUUUCUGCGUUGUAGAAGAGCAUUCCAGUUUGUUGUACGUGUGUAUGUGUGUGUGUGAUGUAAGUGAGAGCUAUGUGUGUGUGUUUUUUCAGCAGUUUCCAACUCAUCAGCCUAUAGAGUGUAUUCUGUGUCAUAUGUUCUGCUGCCAGGCCGCUGGUUGGACUCCUGUAGAGCAGGAUUGCAGGCUGGCAGGCGGGCAGUGUUGCGUCAUGUAGUGAAUCAGUGGCCAACUUGUUGCCCCUGACUGGGAUUCUUCAUCAUUCAUUGCCUCUUGAAAAACAAAAGCGGUGUCAUGCAGCGCCGCGCUGUGUGCCAAGUCACAAUGAUCCAUGACAUCAUUUCCCUCAUGAACGUUUGUAUUCAGCAGAGGGCUCAUGAGCCCGAGCUGCUUUUUUUUAUUUGAAGGGUACAGUGACCUCUGACCUGCACACAUCCUCCUGUCCUCUAAACUUCUGGGUUAGCUUUGUUGUUACAUCAACUAAUUGGGCUGAGUUUCUUUGAUUUUCAAAGCAGCAUUGUGACUUCUUUUUGUUAGAACUUAGCAUUGUGAAUUCAGACAUGCAUCUUCUUUGUGGGUCAAUAUAGGAAUCAAGCUCAAAAAAAGUGUACAUAGCCACUCAGAUGUUUUACUUUUUAAGUUAAUGACACAGGAAUAUAAUUUAUGCAUUUUAUUGUAUGUUAGUAGUUGAAGUAGAUAAGUUUCAUGCGGAUAGAAAAUACCACCCCUGCACAAGUCAUGGCCCCAGUUGGGCCACCAUAGUCAACAGACACUGGACACGCCCCUUUUUUAGUUACUAAAUAGUUUAUUAAACCCCUAAAGUGGUCAUAUGGACAUUUUUCAGGUGUGUCUUUGUUUUGUUUCUACCAAUCACCUUUAUUGUAGCAACAUUGCCCUGAAGCAGAGAGCUAUUUAAGAAAAAAGCACAACUAUGACCCAAAAGAGCGCUGUGUGUAUUCAGAAGAACCACUGAGUGAGCCAGUAUCUCUAAAAUCUCAGUAUCAGUUUCAAAGUUUGUUCGUGGAGUUAAAACCCUGAAAGUAAACCUGAGAUAAUGGUUUGCAUGUGAUAGAUGAGCGCAAAUUUCCAUGGCUGGGAUCAGAGCAGAGACAGGACGAGACAGACCCAGACUGAGCGUCUCCCGUUGGCCUGUCAAACACUCGUAAAACCAUCCCCGCUUCACUGACACCACAGUCACCAUGGCGAUAGUUCCGGCUUUGCACUGGGGCUGAUUGCAGUAUUAGUAAUAAAGAGGUGAAGGAGCGGAGGCUGUGUGCAGAAGGAGGAUCCAAGGGAGGGGUUUCAAUAUACCAGUACAGUGUACAGUGAAUGUAUUGUAACAAGUGUCUGUUGUCCAGUGCUUUUAAAUUAUAUUUUCGUAUGUAACGUGGAGACCAUUGUUUCCUUUUUGUAUGGGGGACGACAGGUUCUGAGCAGAGUAACUUGUAAAUGAUGUCAAACUGUCUUUCUAUAUAAAAGAGAAGCUGCUUCAAUGUAAACAGGAAAUGACUGAAAAAAAAAACAGUAAAAUAAAGUAAAAAGCUCUGCAGGGUG